This is a messenger RNA of Jatropha curcas, 1898 nucleotides long. RefSeq names its product Protein kinase superfamily protein (gene NAK). Lineage: Eukaryota; Viridiplantae; Streptophyta; Magnoliopsida; Malpighiales; Euphorbiaceae. Gene Ontology annotation, biological process: protein phosphorylation. Gene Ontology annotation, molecular function: protein kinase activity; ATP binding. The record is from RefSeq and is a predicted model, not a curated record.
AGAAAGAGCGGAAACGAAAAAAAAAAAAAAAGGGCAAAGCGAGUCAACCAUCUACGGUUGGCGAAGGUCCAAAAAGGCCACUCGAAAAGAGGACCUAAUUGGCAAAGACUUCUUUUUUCUUUCUUCCUUGCGAUCUUCUCAUCUCUCAAAUCCAAAAGCAAAAAGAACCCACAAAAAGAAAAAGAAAAAGAAAAAGAAAAAAAAUCUUCCAUGGUUUCUGUAACUAUAUAAAUUAGCUAAUAAGUUGCUCAAAGUGAUUUUCUUUUUUUCUUUUCCUCUUUUUCUUUGUGGUAAUAUUUGCUUCCCAUUUUUAAGUAAAAGGAUUUCUUGGAACAAGAUCUACUCUGGGUUUUUGUUUGGUUUUAAUUUUUUGGUUUUGGAGUUGCUAUAGUGAGGAGCUCAGGUGUCUGAUCCGAUGGGACUUUGUCUUAGCAAUCGAAUCAAGGCUUAUACUCCUUCUAAUACAGGAUUGAAUUCAAAAAGUGCCAGCAGAGAUGGGAAGAAUCUUAGUAGUGUGAGUAGCAAGGUCUCUUCGGCUUCCAUACCCCAAACUCCACGGAGCGAGGGUGAGAUCUUACAGUCGCCGAAUUUAAAGAACUUUAGCUUCAGUGAGCUGAGGACUUCCACUAGAAACUUCAGACCAGAUAGUGUACUGGGAGAAGGUGGUUUUGGAUCAGUUUUCAAAGGGUGGAUUGAUGAGCAUUCUCUUUCAGCUACCAAGCCUGAUUCUGGCAUGGUGAUUGCUGUGAAGAGGCUUAAUCAAGAAGGGUUCCAGGGUCACAAGGAAUGGCUGGCAGAGAUCAACUAUCUUGGGCAAUUGGAGCAUCCUAAUCUUGUUAAGUUGAUUGGUUACUGCUUUGAGGAUGACCAUCGCCUUUUGGUCUAUGAGUUUAUGCCCCGUGGCAGCAUGGAGAAUCAUUUAUUUAGGAGAGGCUCUCAUUUCCAGCCACUUUCUUGGAACAUUCGUAUGAAAGUUGCUCUUGGUGCUGCAAAAGGGCUUGCAUUUCUUCAUAGUGCUGAUGCAAAAGUCAUAUAUCGGGACUUCAAGACUUCUAAUAUACUGCUUGAUACAAACUACAAUGCAAAGCUUUCUGAUUUUGGUUUAGCCAGGGAUGGGCCAACUGGUGAUAAGAGCCAUGUGUCCACAAGGGUCAUGGGAACUUAUGGAUAUGCUGCACCAGAGUAUUUAGCCACAGGCCAUUUGACUGCUAAGAGCGAUGUAUACAGCUUUGGAGUUGUACUUCUAGAAAUUUUAUCUGGUCGACGAGCUGUAGACAAAAAUCGACCAUCUGGGCAACAUAACCUGGUGGAGUGGGCAAAGCCUUACCUGACAAACAAAAAAAGAGUUUUCCGCAUUUUGGACACACGUCUUGAUGGUCAGUACUCCCUUACCCGGGCUCAAAAGGUGGCUAACCUUGCACUUAAUUGCUUAGAUGUAGAACCAAAGUUCAGACCAAACAUGGAGGAAGUGGUAAAGGCAUUAGAGGAAGUUCAAGAAUCAAAUAAAAAGGAGGAGAAUCUAACUACUCAUGGAAACACCAAAACCGGAAAAAUUGCUUAUCCACGGCCAUCUGCAUCCCUUCUUUCUGCCUAGGCAAGGCUCAAGUAAGAUUUUUUGUGGUGUGUUAAUAUAAUGGAGUCCUGGGAUGUGUAACUGUGUUCCAGGAGUUUGAGCAUGUUGUAGAAGCAUGUCUUUAUUGGAGCAGUGUACAGUUUUUUGUUUGCUCUUUGCAUGUAGUAUUUAUGCCUCCAUUUUUGUAUGUUUUCUGUUCCUCAUCAGAAUGAGGGAGGACAGAUGUGUAUGGGGAUGAUGUUGAUGCUGUAAUGUUUUGUACUUGAAAACAGCCACAGAUAUGCAAAGGUUUCUAUUUUAAUGUAUAAUUGAGCUUUUUUCUUCA